CUACAGAGGACCAAAGCCUGAUCCAAGCAGGGAGCUUGGAGCCAGAGGGAAGGACCACUGGGAGCUGCAGACCCCCAGUCCAGUCUUUCUUCAAGCUGUAGGCUCCCUUGAAGUAAUACUUUUGGAUGCAAAACUCAUCAGCUGCAGAGCAAGGACUUUUGGUUGAUAGACACAGGAUGAAUCUGGGUCACAAAAAACUGGGAGGAGAAUGGGUGACAUUCAAGGAUGUGGCUGUGGACUUCACCCCAGAGGAGUGGGGCCUCUUGGACCAUCCUCAGAAGGAGCUCUAUAAGGAGGUCAUGCUGGAGAAUGCCCAGAACCUGCUGUCCCUGGGUCUGCCAGUUCCCAGAGGAGAUCUUCUCUGUUAUUUGGAGGAAAGGGAAGCACCAUGGCUACUGCACCAAGAAGGCCUGAGGAGCUUUUGUCCAGAAGGAGAGAUUACAUGUAAAGUGAAAGAGACAACUGGCAAGCUAAGCAUUUCUGUGAAAGAAAUUCAUGAGGAAAGUUUCAUGAGGGGUGGUCCUUGUGACUUCCCUGGGAGACAAAUCUGUGCUGUACUUCACAGAAUCCACACAGAAGAGAAACCUUAUGAAUGUGCUCAAUGUGGAAAGGCUUAUAGAAGAACCUCUGAUCUUGCUGCUCAUCAGAAAAUCCAUAGUGGGAAGAAACGUUAUGAAUGUGAUCAGUGUGGAAGGGCUUUCAAAUGGAACACUUCUCUUUCUAUACAUCAGAGAACCCACACUGGAGAGAAACCUUACGAAUGUGAUCAGUGUGGAAAGGCUUUCAGAAAGAAGUCUCACCUUGCUGAACAUCAGAGAAAUCACACUGGAGAGAAACCUUAUGAAUGUGGUCAGUGUGGAAAGGCUUUUAGAAGAAGCAAUGUUCUUGCUAUGCAUUGGAAAAUCCACAGUGGAGAGAAACCUUAUGAAUGUCAUCAAUGUGGAAUGGCUUUCAGAAUGAAGUGUGAACUUGCUAAACAUAAGAAAAUCCACACUGGAGAGAAACCUUAUGAAUGUGCUCAGUGUGGAAAGGCUUUUAAAGGAAACUCCGAACUUGCUUACCAUCAGAGAAUCCACACUGGAGAGAAACCUUACGAAUGUGCUCAGUGUGGAAAGGCUUUCAGAAAGAAGUCUCAACUUGCUUACCAUCAGAAAAUCCACACUGGAGAGAAACCUUAUGAAUGUGAUCAGUGUGGAAAGGCUUUUAAAAGAAACUCUGAUCUUGCUAUGCAUCAGAGAAUCCAUAUUGGAGAGAAACCUUAUGAAUGUCAUCAAUGUGGAAAGGCUUUCAGAAUGAUGUGUGAACUUGCUAAACAUAAGAAAAUCCACACUGGAGAGAAACCUUAUGAAUGUGCUCAGUGUGGAAAGGCUUUUAAAGGAAACUCCGAACUUGCUUACCAUCAGAGAAUCCACACUGGAGAGAAACCUUACGAAUGUGCUCAGUGUGGAAAACCUUUCAGAAAGAAGUCUCAACUUGCUUACCAUCAGAGAAUCCACACUGGAGAGAAACCUUAUGAAUGUGCUCAAUGUGGAAAGGCUUUCAGAAUGAAGUCUCAACGUGCUUACCAUCAGAGAAUCCACACUGGAGAGAAACCUUAUGAAUGUGCUCAGUGUGGAAAGGCUUUCAGAAUGAAGUCUCAACUUGCUAACCAUCAGAGAAUCCACAGUGGAGAGAAACCUUAUGAAUGUGCUCAGUGUGGAAAGGCUUUUAAAAAAAUCCCUAAUCUUGCUAUCCAUCAGAGAAUCCACACUGGAGAGAAACCUUACAAAUGUGAUCAUUGUGGAAAGGCUUACAGAGUGAGGUCUCACUUUGCUGAACAUCAGAGAAUCCACACUGGAGAGAAACCUUACGAAUGUGAUCAGUGUGGAAAGGCUUUCAGAAAGAAGUAUAACCUUCUUGAACAUCAGAGAAUCCACACUGGAAAGAAACCUUAUGAAUGUCAUCAAUGUGGAAAGGCUUUCGGAAAGAAGACUCACCUUGCUGUACAUCAGAGAAUCCACACUGGAGAGAAACCUUAUGAAUGUAAUCAGUGUGGAAAGACUUUCAGAAUGAAAUCUCACCUUGUUAAACAUCAGAAAAUCCACACUGGAGGGAAUCCUUAUGAAUGUGAUCAGUGUGGAAAGCCUUCUUAAGGAGAUCCAUUCUUGCUGCACAUGAAAGUAUCCACACUGGAGAGAAACCUUACGAACGUGAUCAGUUUGGAAAAGCUUUCACACACAAGUCAAGUCUUUCUAUGCAUCAGAGAAUCCACACUGGAGAGAAACAUUAUGAAUGUCGUUAAUAAGGAAAGGCUUUUAGAACAAGCUGUGAUCUUGCUUUGCAUUGGAAAAUCCACCCUAGAGAGAAACCUUAUGAAUGUGCUCAGUGUGGAAAGGCUUUCAGAAUGAAGUCUCAACUUGCUAAACAUCAGAAAAUCCCCACUGGAGAGAAACCUUAUGACUGUAGUCAGUGUGGAAAGGCUUUCAUGCAGAGAUCCAGUCUUUCUCUGCAUCUAAAAAUCCACACUGGAAAGAAACCUUAUGAAUGUGAUCAAUGUGAAAAGGCUUUUACACUACACUCAACUCUUUUUAAACAUCAGAGAAUCCACACUGGAGGGAAAUCUUAUUAAUGUAAUCAGUGUGGAAAGGCUUGUACAUAGAACACCAGUCUUGCUGCACAUCAGAGAAUUCACACUGGAGAGAAAUGUUAUGAAUGUAAUUACUGCAAAAAGGCUUUCCCUCAGAGCUUGAAUCUUGCUCAAUAUCAGAGAAUCUACACUGGAGAGAAAUUUUAUCAGUAUUUGGAAUGUGAUAAAACUUUUAUGUAUACAAUCUCCUUGUCAAUGGAAUCCGAUGAAUUAAAUGUCCAAGAGACAUAA
Molecule: messenger RNA, 2857 nt
Organism: Trichosurus vulpecula (common brushtail)
Lineage: Eukaryota; Metazoa; Chordata; Mammalia; Diprotodontia; Phalangeridae
Product: zinc finger protein 420-like
Exons: 5
Coding region: 126-2132 (668 amino acids)
Biological process (GO): regulation of DNA-templated transcription
Source: RefSeq, a predicted model, not a curated record